AUGGGGCGCCAUAUCUUCGCAAUUAUGCUAGUCAUCUGGCUCGGCUUCCAAGCUCUAGUCUCACGGGCGAGCUAUCCGAUAGUCAUUCGGUUCUGUCCAACUUGUAAUGCGCGAUACGAUGUCCAGCAGAUGACAUUCUUUUGCCGCGACUCGCUGAAAUGCAGACAUGAAACCAUCAUCGAAGCUUGCGAUUAUAAGGACCAUUGGGGACAGGUCCGCAGAUGUCAUUGCGAUUUGAUAACAUACGAGUUUGUGCCCUGCUGCAGAAAUCACAUCGUCCCGGAUUGUCCUCCGGACUGUCGCCACCGAUCAACUCAAAACUAG
Puccinia triticina is the source of this 324-nucleotide messenger RNA. RefSeq lists its product as uncharacterized. The transcript has a single exon. NCBI's taxonomy places the organism in Eukaryota, Fungi, Basidiomycota, Pucciniomycetes, Pucciniales, Pucciniaceae. The record is from RefSeq and is a predicted model, not a curated record. The coding region runs from base 1 to 324 and encodes 107 amino acids.